AUGGCGCCGCCCCAAAAUCCUUCCUCGAUCGCAAACUCCCCAACUCCGGGGCCCUCCAUGAAAGGGGGCCGACAUCGUACUGCCGAAGCUCUCUAUGCUUGGUGUCAAAAAAAUCGUGAAAUCGGCCAUGUUUUCUCCCAAGAAGAACUCUUGUCCGCUGGCAUCAUUCCCAAUCGUGACCUUCAGAUUCUCCUCUCAUCUGUUGAACAUCUCGUCAACAAUUCGCUCUUCAGACUUCACGAUCGAAGUGGAGGCACCAUUGGCUGGGAACUGGUGGAUCAAGAAAAAGCCAAAAACUAUACGAAUCUCACCAGGGAUGAGAGGAUGGUCCUGUUUCUCAUCGACGCGGCUGGAAACUCGGGAAUAUGGACCAAAGUUAUCAAAUUCCGUUCUCAACUGCACAGCAGAGUGCUCGACCGAGUUUACAAGAAUCUCGAAGCCAAAGGUCUCAUCAAGCCUAUGAAACACGUUAAUCACCCUAAUCGGAAGAUGUUCAUCCUUGCGGGACUGGAGCCCUCCGAGGAAGCGACUGGUGGGGCAUGGUUCUCCGAUGGCCACCUUGAUGUGGGCUUGGUGGACACCAUCUCUCAAGUCAUUGAACAUUUUGUGUCUACUAACAGUUGGCGACAAGUCGAGCAGGGUGAGCUCGAAGAUGAACCGCAGUCUCCAGGUCGAAAGCGCAAGGCGCCUGCUGCGGGAUUUGAGGAUCGAGGAGAACAAAGAGCCAAAGCCGCAAAAUCCAACGAAGCACAGCGAAAGGGAAAAGGCCCGAAGCCCAUUCCUCAGAGAACCUAUCAACCUUUUCCUGCCGGUCACAGGUCAUAUCCCACACUGAGGGACAUCACUCGCCAUAUUUUGGACAUCAAAGUGACGCAGACAAUCUUGCCUCAAAAUGCGAUUCUCCAACUGCUCGAUGUCAUGGUCUACGAUGAUCGAUUAUUCAAGAUGUACCGACCUCCGAAUGACGACGAAUUUCCUGAUGAUCCUGCUGCCAACACCAUCACCAUGUAUCGUUGCUUCAAAAAUCCAACAGAAUUGUUUGAGCUUCACCAACUGGAGAAACGCAAGGUCAGCAGUCACGAUAGUACUCGCAAGGCCGCAUAUCGGCAGCAAGAGUUGGAAGACAUUGCCGAGGGUGGAUCCAGCGAGGUGCCUUGCAUGCGGUGUCCUGCGUUUGAUAUCUGUGGUGAUGGCGGCCCGGUCAAUGUGGUCACCUGUCGGUACUUCGAGCCGUGGUACGUCAACCUUGUCGAAGCCGACAAAGAAGCCGGUAUUGGACCAUACAGCUCGAGGAAGGAAGGGAAGGGCAUACAUAAAGAUCGGGAGAAAGAACGGGAGAAAGGUAAAGGCAAGGCUGUCACGUCCAACGGAGAUUCUGAACCUCCGGUUGAAGUCGAAUGGGAACCAUCGUAG
This is a messenger RNA of Rhinocladiella mackenziei CBS 650.93, 1413 nucleotides long. RefSeq lists its product as uncharacterized. NCBI's taxonomy places the organism in Eukaryota, Fungi, Ascomycota, Eurotiomycetes, Chaetothyriales, Herpotrichiellaceae. Gene Ontology annotation, biological process: transcription by RNA polymerase III. The record is from RefSeq and is a predicted model, not a curated record. Gene Ontology annotation, cellular component: RNA polymerase III complex. The coding region runs from base 1 to 1413 and encodes 470 amino acids. The transcript has 2 exons.